Messenger RNA from Brassica rapa (field mustard), 4151 nucleotides. RefSeq names its product aldehyde oxidase GLOX. The record is from RefSeq and is a predicted model, not a curated record. NCBI's taxonomy places the organism in Eukaryota, Viridiplantae, Streptophyta, Magnoliopsida, Brassicales, Brassicaceae.
UUACAUCACAAAACACAACAAAAACACAAAAGAUCAAACAAGAACCGAAAAUGGCAGCACGAGCCACAACAUUUUAUGCCCUCUUACAAGUAUCCCUCCAACUCCUCCUAACAUGUCACGUAACAUUCGCCGCCGGAGGAAAAUGGGAUCUCCUCCUCUCCAACGUCGGAAUCUCCGCUAUGCACAUGCAGCUCCUCCCCAACGACCGCGUCGUGAUGUUCGACCGAACCAACUUCGGACCCUCAAACAUCUCUCUUCCCAACGGUAACUGCCGUAACAACCCACAAGACGCAGUCUCCAAAAUAGACUGCACAGCUCACUCCAUUGAAUACAAAGUUGAAUCAAACACCAUCCGUCCAUUAACUGUACAAUCCAACACAUGGUGCUCCUCCGGUUCUCUUAGACCGGACGGCGUUCUUGUCCAAACCGGUGGCGACCGGGACGGAGAGUUAAAAGCGAGAACAUUCACUCCUUGUAGUGACGAAGAAUGUGACUGGGUCGAGAUUAACAAAGGCUUAGCAAGGAGGAGAUGGUACUCCUCUAAUCAUAUUCUUCCCGACGGUAAACAAAUCAUUAUCGGAGGUCAAAGACAGUUCAACUACGAGUUCUUUCCCAAAACGACAUCUCCCAACGUUAUCGACUUGCCGUUUUUGGCCGAGACUAAUGAUAGAGGAGAAGAGAAUAACCUUUAUCCUUACGUUUUUCUCAAUACCGAUGGAAAUCUAUUUAUAUUCGCUAACAACCGAGCGAUACUACUCGACUAUGUUAAUAACAAGGUGGUGAAAACUUAUCCAGCGAUUCCCGGCGGUGAUCCUAGGAGUUACCCUAGCACUGGCUCAGCGGUGUUAUUACCGUUGAAGAAUCUUGAAGCGGACAAGAUUGACGCGGAGGUUUUGGUGUGUGGAGGUGCACCGAAAGGAUCGUUCAUCCUCGCUUUUAGAAAGAGAACGUUCGUGAAAGCCCUUGACACGUGUGCGAGGAUCAAGAUUAACGACGAGAAUCCUCAAUGGAUGGUUGAGAAGAUGCCACGUGCUAGAGUCAUGGGAGACAUGACGCUUUUACCUAACGGAGAUGUGUUGCUUAUCAACGGUGGUUCUGCUGGCUCAGCUGCAUGGGAGCUUGGUCGUGAACCUGUAUUCGUACCGGACAUGUACCAUCCCGAGAAUCCGGUUAACUCGAGGUUCGAGUCGCUUAACCCGAAUACAAUACCGAGAAUGUACCACUCUACAGCGAUUCUUCUACGUGAUGGGAGAGUUCUUGUCGGAGGAAGUAACCCUCACGGGUUUUACAACUUCACCGGAGUGCUUUUCCCGACCGAGCUGAGCUUGGAAGCUUUCUCUCCGGCUUACCUAGAACCGGAGUUUGCUAAAUUUCGGCCGAAGAUUACGUCUCCUAAGUCGCAGUCAACGAUUACGUAUGGGACGAAUUUGAAGGUGAAGUUUAAGGUCUCUGGAAAAAUCAAGGGUCCAGUUAAAGUGACUAUGGUGUUUCCAUCGUUCACGACACAUUCGUUUUCGAUGAACCAGAGGCUUUUGGUUUUGGACAAUGUUAAAGUAAAGAGAACAAGUUCUGUUUUUGGUGCUUUGUUUGGUAAGUCGAAGCACUAUGAGGUUCAAGUGAGGACUCCAAGAUCGGCGAUUAUAGCACCGCCUGGUUAUUAUAUGAUGUUUUUGGUGAAUGAAAACGUACCAAGUGAAGGUAUUUGGGUAAGGUUACAGUGAUUCGAAUUCAUUGGCUUGAUUAUUCUCUUCAAGUUGUGUAUGUUUUUAAUACAAAAACAUAACCAUGACUUUUUAAUUAUUUGAAGACUUGUAAUUUGUAAAGUUUACUUGGGUGAAGUGUAUCUUUUGAUUGACAAAAUUUCACUUUUUGGUUAAUAAAAAAAUUGUAUUUGUUGUAGUAAAAAUGGCAAAUCUCUUACACUUUUUAAAGUUUAUAAAAGAAAUUGCACUCAAUAAUUAAAAUUAUCAAAACAGCACUAAUUUGCAAGAAAAAAAAAACAAACUACUGAAAUUAUAAUAGUUUUUAGUUCUUAAAUGCUAACCCCCUAAAUUAUAAUCACUAAACCCUAAGCUCAAAUAUAUUUUUUUGACAAAUUUUAUUUUUUUUUAAAUAUUUUCAUUCUAAUUUUUCACAAAUAUGAUUUACUGCUAUUUGAAAGUAUUUAUCUAAUAAGAAUGUGUGCUCUCGACUCGAUGAUUAUUAGUUCAUUGGUUAUUCCUUUUUCAUGUCUGGCCUUAGAGCACCAUUAACUGGAGUGCUUAAAAGGAUGCCUAGGGGUGAACUCCACCAUAAUAUACUAAGAAACGUUGCCAAAAACUCCAAAUUAAGCACCGAGUCUUGCUCUGUUUUGCAGGCUCCACUAACACGUGGCAGCCCGCAAUUGGUUUGUUUUUAAUUUUUAUUUUUUUAAUCAGGUAAAAAAAGAAUAAAAAAUAAGUGUCCAAAAUGGGUUUAUGGGUUAAAGAUGCUCUUAGCCAAGAAAAAACAUUCUCUGUAUGUCAUAUUCUCAUUGACGUAUAAAACUUUAAGACUAGUGUGUUAGAAGAAAUCGGCAAUUCAAGUUUCACAUCAUAUAUUAGACAGAAAAAUAGUUUUAUAUAUUUGAUCAAGCUAUAAGGUUGUUUGGGGAGUAACCCAAAAAUAAAUUUGGAGAAUUCACGCCCAAAGCGCUUUAUGUCUUUCUUUCUUACUUAUGUGUUCAACUGUUCAUGAAUUCACCGCUGGAGCAAAUACCAUGUAUGUGUUCAACUGUUCAUGAAUGUUCUGUGUUUGUUUUUUCUUUUUUUUGAAAAAAGGGCUAUGUUCUGUGUUUGUUAAUUAGUUAUUUAUCACUAGGAAACAUGGUACGACCAGAAUAAUUAACAUGCAACGAACCAGGAUAAACAUCCCCUGGAAUGACUAAAACGUAACAGACUUGACUUGUAUAAUCAAUUGUUGCAUGUUUGAUGUUGACACAGCAUUACCCAUAUUUGUCCUUGCAGCCUACCGAUCAAAUUAGUAUCACAAAUAAUCGAAAUAACAUAGUAAGUCAAACCAAUGAUAACGUAAUAGCCAAUAAUGAAAAUUGUUCGUUCCACGACAUAUCAUAUAUGAUUUAAACAAUGUUUGAAACGAAUCAAAUUAGAAAGAUAUUUGUCAUCUAAGCAACAAAGAAGGAAUAUUCAUUUACAUAUACGGGGCCAUAAAAACAGUGAAGUUGAUGUUACCAAAUAGGUAAACAUCUAAGGAUUUGUUUUGUGUGAAGAAGUUAUCAUAAUCAGAAUCUCAUCCCCCCUGCAGCUGUGUUCAAUACCAUUGAUAAGGAGAUUCGAAACAUAAUCUCGGCUAGGAGGCGCAGGAAGCUUUUUGACUCACUAAUGGUCAUUUGGUUGAGAUAGUUAGUGAGUUGUGGUUACUUUUGUGAGCAAUCUUGUGAUUCUACCUGUUUUUUAUUUCUUUUUGCCAGGGAGAAUCAGAGCUUAGUUAGUUCUUUGUAACAAUUUUUAUUCAUUUUAUGAUAUUUACAGCUUUAGCAAAAAAAAAAAAAAGUUAUCAUAUAUACUUUUAAAAAUAUAAUUAAACUGGAAUUACACUGUUGGAACUAGUUUAAUUUUAGGGCAAUUCUAUUAAAUAAUCAUUUUUAAGUUUUUAUCACAAAAAUAACUAUAAAAAUGAUCAAAAUAACUCUUUUUAAUUUUAAAAUUUUUCAUUUUUAUUUUUUCAAAUUUCAAACCCUAUAUCAAAAACCUAGGAUCGGGCCUGACUAAAAGCUGACCAAGCAUAUGUUUGGAGCCCUAAAGUUUACAAUUAUAUUAAGGACCAAUAAUUGCGACAAAAGCGAAGUCAGUUCUACUGGUCUUUGAAGAAAUCAGAUGUUCAAGUCGCUGAAGGCCUAAAAGUGUAUUAUAUGCUUGGGGCCCAUAAAACUCAGGUCCAACCCUGCCAAAACUCCACCAUUUAACUCUAAAUCAUAAAUAUAUAUUAGUUAACCUUAUGAUAAAAAUGUUUUUUUAUCCUUCAAAAAAACUUAUUUUGGUCAUUUUCUCGGUGAGAGUUAUUUUUGUGACAAAACUUAAAUGGCUAGCAUGCAACGAACCACAAGAAAUUAACAAUUAACAGGCGGUUGUUUACCAUGUUAUUGUGUGUUCUUUCAUUUAUAACAAUAAAAA